Schistocerca gregaria is the source of this 1461-nucleotide messenger RNA. RefSeq names its product mitochondrial-processing peptidase subunit beta-like. The record is from RefSeq and is a predicted model, not a curated record. Gene Ontology annotation, cellular component: mitochondrion. Gene Ontology annotation, molecular function: metal ion binding; metalloendopeptidase activity. NCBI's taxonomy places the organism in Eukaryota, Metazoa, Arthropoda, Insecta, Orthoptera, Acrididae.
AUGCCCACUAUACGCCCUCUCUCAAAGUCCGUCCGCCCUCUCUCAAUGGCGACCCGUCUGCUAAGGUUGAGUGCUGUGCUACGGAACAAAAGCAAUUUAACUGAAGCAAGCAAGAGAUGGAGAUCAACACUCGCUGCACCAUCAUUCGAGCAGGUCAUUAUAAAUGGACCACCAAUGCGCUGCACCAUGUUGGACAACGACUUCCGUGUUGCAGCAGAAGAUAGUGGUGGUUUAACCGCUACAGUCGGCUUGUGGAUUGAUGCGGGGUCUCGUUAUAAUACAGACAGUACGAAUGGUGUAGCUCACUUUUUGGAGCAUAUGGCAUUUAGAGGCACAUCGAAAAGAUCCCAGACGGAUUUAGAACUUGAGAUUGAGAAUAUGGGUGCCCACCUAGAGGAUAUUCCAAAAUGUGUUGAAAUACUUUCUGAUAUCAUAUUGAAUUCUCGCCUGGGAGAACAAGAGAUUGAGAGGGAGAGAGAUGUUAUUCUCCGUGAAAUGCAAGAAGUGGAAACUAAUUUGCAGGAAGUAGUGUUUGAUCAUUUACAUGCAACAGCGUAUCAGGGCACAGCUCCAGGCAGAACAAUUCUGGGCACUACGAAAAACAUCAAAUUUAUAUCUCGCCAAGAUUUAUCAGACUUUAUUAAAACCAAUUACAAGCCCCCAAGGAUGGUUAUGGCUGGUGCAGGUGCAAUAAAGCAUGACGACUUAGUAAAAUUGACGGAGAAAAAUUUUAGCAGCCUUAAUGGCUCUUACAGUGACGAAAUUCCCAUUCCAACUCCAUGCAGGUUUACUGGCUCGGAGAUCCGCGUGAGGGAUGAUUCAGACCCACUUGCACAUGUUCCAAUUGCUGUAGAGGGUUGUGGGUGGGCAGAUGCAGACAACAUUCCAUUGAUGACCGCUAAUACCUUAAUUGGUGCAUGGACAAGAACACAAGGAGCUGGAGUCAACAAUUCAUUACGCUUAGCAGCAGCUGCGGCACAGGAUAACCUAGCACAUACUUUCCAGACAUUUAACACUUGGUACAAAGACACAGGCCUUUGGGGCAUUUAUUUUGUGUGUGACCCAUUGAAAUGUGAAGACAUGAUGUACAAAUGGAUGCGUAUAUGUACAGAAGUAACAGAGUCAGAGGUGGAACGUGCUCGUAACAUGUUGAAGACAAAUAUGCUUUUACAGAUUGACAGGUCAACGCCUGCUUGUGAAGACAUAAGAAGGCGGAUGCUUUUCUAUAACAGAAGGAUCCCAACUCAUGAAUUGAUUGCUAGAAACGAAUCUGUAACAGCAAAAAAUGUAAGAGAUGUUGGAAUGAAGUAUAUAUAUGAUCACUGCCCAGCACUGGCUUCUGUUGGACCAAUUGAAAAUCUCCCAGACUACAGCAGAAUCAGGUCAUCAAUGUACUGGCUGCAUGUGUAAUUGCACAUUGUUGAGGUACAGUGCAGAUGGAAAGAGUGAGAAUGGACCUGU